This is a messenger RNA of Sander lucioperca (pikeperch), 458 nucleotides long. RefSeq names its product galactose-specific lectin nattectin-like. Lineage: Eukaryota; Metazoa; Chordata; Actinopteri; Perciformes; Percidae. The record is from RefSeq and is a predicted model, not a curated record. The transcript is spliced from 5 exons. The coding region runs from base 6 to 458 and encodes 150 amino acids. Gene Ontology annotation, molecular function: signaling receptor activity.
CACAGAUGGAAUCAGGCUUUCAGUUUACUUUGUUGCUCUGUUUGUCCAUCGGACUGUCGACUCCAUCUUGUUAUGGACAAACCUCCUGCCCAGGUUCCUGCCCUCCUGGUUGGACUCAGUUCGGCUCUCGCUGUUUCAGCUUCAACUUCCAGGGAAAGAGUUGGAUCGAUGCAGAGAUAUUCUGCUUGUCCCUCGGUGGGAAUCUGGCUUCGGUCCAUUCAGAGAAGGAACAUUCCUUGCUCAGAGACUUCAUUAGGAGAGUGACCGGUGAAAACAAACUUUCCUGGAUCGGAGGCUUUGACUCAGUGAAGGAGGGCGUGUGGAUGUGGUCUGAUGGAUCUAAAUUCGACUACAAACAGUGGGCUGCGGGGCAGCCUGACAACUACCUUGGGGAGCACUGUCUUCAGAUGAACUAUAACGGUAAAAAACAACAACAUAUAAAACAUCUUGUCUUCUAA